CCCCUGGCCAGGGCAGGGCGAGGAGGAACCGGAACCGCCACAGCUCCAGCCCGGCCCAAGUCCGGCCGAGUCUGGCAGUGCUGGGACUGUUGCUGGGUUUCGGAGUAGCCCGGGGAAGCGGUCGGCCCAACAGCCGGGAGCGGGGUUGCCACCGCCAGCAAAACUGGGAGGGCCGCUGGGCUCCGCGCCGGCCUCCUCCAGAGCUGGCGGGUCUGAGCGCAGCCCGGGUGUGCCUUGGGCUGCGGGUGCCGGAACAGCCGAGGCAGCCGCCGGCGGGGGAGCCGGAGCGCGGAGGCUGCGUGACGGCGUUGAUGCGGCAGGAUGACAGUGAAACUGGGAGAGAGCAGCGGGGAGGAAGGGGUGAAAAAGCUGGGCAAGAGAGCAGGAGGAGAUGAGGAGUCCCUGGAAGAAGAAGGGGCAGGAGGAGGAGGAGAGGCAGCUCCAGGCAGCAGCAGCACAAAGAAAGAAGAGAAGAUCAUUAACAGCAACACUACCAGCAGCCCUCCACCGAACCCCAACUUGUCACAGGCCCCUGCCUCUCUCCAGCCCUCCCAGAGCCAGGACCAGCAUCAUUUUCUCAGAUCCAGCGUUAGACCUCAGAGCAAGAGACUGAAGAAGGAUUCUCAGGCAUCCUCCUCGGCUGGCAGCAGCACUACCGGGAAAGGCAAAGCAGCAGAUAAUGGAGGGACUGCACCUGGUGGCACGUCAGGAAUUACUCCCAGCAAUCCUGCUGGGAAUUCCAAGUCAGCGGCAAGGAACCUGGGCUCCUCCUCAGGAGAGAAGGAAGAAGGGAAGAAGGUCCGACGACAGUGGGAGUCAUGGAGCACAGAGGACAAGAAUACUUUCUUUGAGGGACUGUAUGAGCAUGGGAAGGACUUUGAAGCUAUCCAGAACAACAUUGCCCUGAAAUACAAGAAGAAAGGCAAACCAGCAAGCAUGGUGAAGAACAAGGAGCAGGUCCGGCACUUCUACUACCGCACCUGGCACAAGAUCUCCAAGUACAUUGACUUUGACAAUGUGUUUUCUCAAGGGCUGAAAAAAUCUUCCCUGGAGCUGUAUGGCUUAAUCUGCUAUGGGGAACUAAGGAAAAAGAUCGGGGGAUGUAUGGAUGACAAGAACGCAGCUAAACUCAAUGAGCUCAUUCAAGCCGGGGCUACAACUGUUCGUUACAAAGGCAGAAACCUGCGUAUCAAAGCUCCCAUGUGCAGGGCUUUGAAGAAACUCUGUGAUCCAGAUGGUGUGAGUGAUGAAGAGGACCAAAAGCCAGUACGACUGCCUCUCAAGGUCCCUGUGGAGUUGCAACCACGGAAUAACCAUGCAUGGGCUCGAGUACAGAGUCUUGCCCAGAACCCACGGCUUAGGAUGAUUGUGGAGUUACAUCGGAAGGUCUCCAGCCUCCUUGAAUUCCUGAAGCAGAAGUGGGCUCUCCAUGAAGUGCGGGUUCGUAAAACACUUGAAGAACAGCAACUUCUAGACUCCAGAGACUCAGAAACAAGGGGCAGCUUCUCAGAGGAGAAAGUGAUGCUCCAUCUCUUUCCAGGGGAGAACUGUACCCUCACUCCACUGCCUGGGGUAGCCAGAGUGGUCCACUCCAAGGCCUUCUGUACUGUGCAUUGGCAGGAAACAGGCAAAUGUAAACAGAACACAAAAGACUCUCACUUACUCCCCCCUGCCCAAAUCCUUGGCAUACAGAGUGGGCAGGGGACAGCAAGGGGACAGCUGAAAUACCUGCGGGGAAUGGAAGGUAAGGGUGUGGGAAGGGCAGAGAGCACUACAGAGCCCAGCAGAACCUUACAGCCUACAGCUGAAGUUUCUGCAAGCACUGAAGAUGGUGCCCCAGAGCCUGUCCUCGUGGAAGGAACAGCCUUAAAUCUUGGCAUCACUAAUUCCCUCCAGAAACCACCUUCUGGACUUCAGGAUCCAGGAGGGCACCAGGAAAAGCUGAGCUCAGUGGCCCCCUGUGUGGAGGCCGGAGAGCCUCUGGCUAGUGACCAGGCUGCUCUGCUACCCUCGUACAGUACAGCGUGUGCUUGCAGCAAGAUCCCUGAUGUGGAGGAGCUCUCUCUGCUCGAUCCAUUCCCACGGUACCUGAAGUCCUGCCAGGACCUAAUUGUCCCAGAGAAAUACUCUUGCACAGACAAACUGCAUGGGAAGGACUCUGCUUCAGUACCUGGUAAUGCUUCUCCAGUGGCUUUUCCAAGCAGGAGGAGUGCAGAGACCUCUGAUUCCUGUUCCCAGCUACUGAGAGGUGGUGUGGCUUCCCCUGGCAGCAGCAGAUGUGAAACUCAGGCCGGCCACAGCCAAGGCCAGCAGCUCGAUGCCAAGGAUAGCACAGAUGCAGUAAUGGAGGAUUCUCAAGAAAAGCUGGGCUCCUUGUUUCCACCUCCACCUCAGGGACAAUCCAGUACAAAGUCUCUCAAGGAUGACCCAAGUCGGCUCUUCCAACAAGUUAGAGAAGAAGGAUGGAGUCUGCGAACCUCUGAGAGCCUUACGCUGGCUGAAGUCUACCUCAUGAUGGGCAAACCGAACAAGCUGCAGCUGGAAUACGACUGGUUGACUGUGUUGGAGCCAGAAACCCAGGAUGCUAGGGAGCAAACAUCUGAGUCAAGUGCUGUCCCUGCAUGUCCUACCUUUCACAAGCAGAGACUCUUGAAUUGCCUUCUGAAACUCAUCUCUACUGAAGUUAAUCCCAAACCAACACCUGAGAUGAGCUCCAUUGCCACGUCACCUAUAAAGCCUGCUCAGGAGGACCAGUCCCUGACUCCUCCAGGAAAGGUUAUUGCCAUCAACACCAGGAGUCCAGGCUGCACACGGAAUCAGUCUGCCCUUCGCAGCAAGACUUUAUCUCCUGGUGCUGCUUCCAGCUCCUCAGGUUUGAGAAACCUUCCUAGACCUCUCUUGGUGGCUAGUCCUUCAAGUUCUGGGAGCACUGAGGCUGACAGUGGACUGUUUGCAGUCCCUACAACACUGCCCCCCAACAGCCGCCACGGGAAGUUGUUCCUACCCAGCAAGGAAGCAGAGCUGACCUUCCGGCAGCACCUGGACACCAUCAGUAUGCAGUCAGACUUCUUCCUGCCGAAGCCCAGGAAGUUACGGAACAGGCACUUGCGGAAGCCACUAGUAGUACAGAGAACACUGCUCCCCAGGCCGUCUGGAAAUCCGUCCCAGCAUGUCUGUUCCUUUUCUAUCUUAUCCAACUCAUCCAUUACAGGGAGAGGUUCAUUUCGGCCAAUCCAGUCCUCACUGACUAAAGCUGCUGUUUCUCGUCCAAUUGUGCCCAAAGGUCUUCCAACACAGGCCACCAACCAUCUGUCUAGUGCUAUUGACUUGGCAGCUAAAAGUGCUGGCAUUAUCCCUGGUAGUCCCAUGCCUGUCCUGGAUGCAGAUGGUUUGCCAGGUGUGUCUCCAUUGUCACCGGAUGCAGUGUCCACGGUGGUGACAGGGCAGGAGCCAGCAGUAGCACAUCAGAACAGAGGCUCCAUCACCACUGUGGAGGGCUCAGACCCAGGAUGCCGGGUGCCGUACAUCAGCCUGCCGACCCAGCCCGAGCAGGAUGGCUUCCAGGGUACACCAGUACUUUCUCUGCCAGAAUUGGCCAAGACUUCUCUCCAGAAUGGUCUGUCCACAUGUCCACUUCCCUCAUCAGAAGCUUCCAGUACUCGGCUCUCUCCUCCCAAUGUUUCUGCUCUCUUGGAUAUUUCCCUGCCUGGACCACCUGAAGAUGUGCUUUCCCAAGGGGAACCUGCCACUCAGAUCAGUGAUUCCAUCAUUGAAAUAGCCAUCAGCUCUGGCCAAUACAGUGAAGGUGUUUCUCUCUCUCCUGCAAAGCUGAAUGGCAGUGACAGUUCUAAAAGUCUUCCAUCCCCAUCCAGUAGUCCUCAGCAGAACUGGAUUGCGUCUCCAACCCAUGAUCCCCAGUGGUACCCCAAUGACUCCACAGACUCCUCCCUCAGCAGUUUGUUCUCAAGUUUCAUCUCCCCAGAGAAGGGACGAAAAAUGUUAUCAACUCCAGUUGGAAACACCAGUGGCACCUCCUUACUGGGACCCAGCCUGCUGGAUGGAAACUCACGGGACUCCUUUGUGUCACGGUCCCUGGCAGAUGUGGCAGAGGUGGUGGAUUCCCAGCUGGCUUGCAUGAUGAAUGAGAACAGCAUAGAUUACAUAUCUCGGUUUAAUGACCUUGCCCAGGAGCUGUCGAUACCUGAGCCAACUCGCAGGGAGAUCCUGUUUGAUGGAGGAGGCAGUGGUCCCCCAGUUGGGGAUCUCUCGCAGUAAGGGAAUGACCAGCAGGCUGGUGCAGACUGUUCAGCUAAGUUGGAGCUUGCAGUGCUGGAACUUGACAAGGGCAGCAGCUGAGGCUGAGUUAUCCCUGUCCUGUGUACUUCUUUCUAACACAGAAGCAUUGGUUUCAAAGGUCUCAAGAAGUACUUGCAAGUCCUGGAAUGUGCAAUAUGCUGGCAACAACAGAACAUGGAAUAACAUUACAGGGAAUAGUGUGUCCCUGCAUCAGCAAUGUAAGAUUACAGGUUUGUGGGACAGUCCUGGACUUGUACUUUGGAAUGGCCUAAGCAAGCAGCUCAUGUAGGGAUGGAAUUGGCACAAGCUCCUGUGUAUGAAUUAUUGUUUGCAUAGUAAUCAAAAUGCCAUGCUUUUGGAUCCAUGUGAAAAUUAUGGAGGAGGAAGGGUAGGGAUGGGUAGGGGAACCAUUGUGUAUCUUGACAUGUCCUAGUUGGCAGUCUUCUUACCAUUCAGUCAAACUGAAAUUCUUGCACACUCUCCAGGGCACCACCACUCCUUGAUGCUGUGUUCUUACAGACCACUUUGUUCCUUUGGCUCUUCGACCAUUCCAGCAGGGCUCACACCUGCUUGCUUGUUUGGUAGGGGAGCUCUGAUCCGCCCUGCUCCCAUGCUGCUCCCCUACUUUUAAACCCCAUCACAUCACAAUCAUCAUCACCCUGACCACACUCAUAUUCUUAUCCUUUAAGAUUCUUCAGCACAUUGCACAGUUCACCCUGUGAGUGGGAGAGUGCUUUAUUGCUCUCCCUGAAGAACAGUUGCUUUUUAGGUCUGGAAACAUGGCAAAAGAGCUUACAUUAGGAAAGCUGUGUGAUAAUUAGUCUUGGUUUUGCUGGAAACAUGUAAAUAUUGUCAUCUUCACAAAAACUGAGGAUUUCCCUGGGAGAGGAAAUAGUAAAGAAUAUUGUAAUGUGUAGGAACAAAUACUAGGUUAACACUAAAGCAGUUGAGAUCAGUUUUGUGUCAUGAAGAGAAGUGUCAAGUCCUAGCUUAAUCCUUUAGUCCUUCCCUACUUCCCCUUUGUUCUGUGAACUCUGGGUGCUCUGUAGUACCUCAGCAUCAUUCUUCAUUACAGUCACUCCCAGGCAUGAAUGGGUCUGGCACUCCCUCUGAAAUCCCUGUGCAUUUAAUGUUGUGUUUUACUUUAGGAAAAACCCAGAUCCUGAUUCCAGUGGGUUCAACAGGAUAGCAAGUUAAUUUCUGGUGAGCUGGUUGUCCAUCAAUUCUAGCUUUAUAACUCAGGAGAUUUUUCCUAUUCCCUCUUCUUUCCUUUCCUGUCCUGCCCUGAGCAAGAAUACCCAUGUUGUGCCCCUUUUGUAAGCACUUGCCUGCUUCUCCAGUUAGAGGAUGUCCCUUGGCUGGCGUGAGUAGCUCUGAACUUUUCCAUGGGGCUGUUCCUAUAUAAACCUCAACUUUGUAUUAAUAAUAAAUAAGCAAAGCUUCUCCAUCCCUUAGGAUAUUAUGAUGGGUUCAUUUCUGAACUUGCACUAUACUUGGUGGAUGUAGUUCUGCCUGUCUUUAGCUACUUGCACAAGGCAUUUCUUCGACUGGGAGUCUCUUGUAACUUGUUCACAAUGCACUGACUCUGCUGUUUGCCCAGUCCCUUCACCCUGCUUUAGGCAGAUGAUGUUUAGCUUUUAUGGAGUUGGCCUUGUGUUUUCUGCAUUAGAAGAAAACUGAGCAAGUUUUCUGAUGCACACAGAGCCUUGUUUGAGAAUUCUGACAGAAUUGUCAGGAAAUCACAUAAAUCUGGAAUAGGAAAAGUUGAAGGUUGUCACAGAAAUAAAUGCUGGGGCCUGUUUUGUUCUGAGCAUUCCCCCUUUGUAUGGAGAGGACACUUGUUAAUCUCAAGAGUCAUGCCCACUGAAACUUUUCAGUUUUAUUAAGAAUUUGGCUGUGUUUUGGUUUGGACUUUCCCAGAUUGUUCCUUCCUGGUUUUGGGUUCCUCCAUUACUAAUGCUGAUUAUUCUAUAUGCUAUGUCUCCAGAAAUCCUUCAGAUUUGCAGGACAAAAGUAGAAGGCACCUACUAUGGCUGUGGAUUACAGAACAUGCAGGAGGAAAUGUGUUACAUUCUAAUCAAGUACUGUCUAAAAAGAAAUCUGAACUUUCAAACUUCUAAAUAUGCAAGAGUAACAUGAGGGUCUCCAGUGUAAAUGUAACUUGGCAAACUUUUCAUCUUCCGUAUUGCUGGUAAUGCAGUGGAUAUGACACUGGGUUUGGCUCUGAAGCUGACUAGAAUAAAGGCCAGUAUUGCUACACCUGCCACAGGAGUGGAGAGCAGAGCAUUUCAUCCUGAUCCAUGAAGGCUUUUUGCCUGCAAUACAAGGAGCUGUCAGCUGCCCUGCCUCAGCCCACCCAGAGUGAAGGACACAAUUGCAGAAUGAAGGCAGCACAAGUGGUUAUUUUUGAUGAUGCCAUGACAUCAGAAAACUUCUAAUACCCUGAACCUUUGCAAGUGGGCUUGACCCUCUCAGUAAUAAUAGAGUAUAAAUUACAGAAAUCAGUUCAGCACUCAGAAUGUUGAGGUUAGAAAUGUUUUCAGCAUCAGCGCCUUAAAAGUUGUCAUUAUGAAGCAGAAUUCAAUUUCAGAAAUGUAAUGCAUUGCAAACCGCUUUUUAAGAAUAAAGGCCUUUGAGGACAAGGGAAGAGCUUAAGAGUAAUUAAGAUCAUUGUGGUAGUUCUGAAUUGAUGCAGUAUUUGUUACCCUUUCUAUGUGAAAGGCCAUUUAAACACAUCUCUGAUUGGACCAGCUCUAGAUUCUAGGUGAAUGCUUCACAGUAGUAGUCAUCAUCAGCUUGUGCCUGAGACUGCUAAGGACACACACACACAUGUACACACACAUAUACGUGCACAGAUGUGGGGGGUGGUGGAGGUAAUACUCAAAACUUCUUCAAUUUUUAUUAUUUCAGCUUCCCCAGCAGCAGGAACAAAAUCUAUAUGAAGGACAAUGUCAGGCUAAGCAGACAUCCAAGCAAGUGGCACUGAAAUGCACACAAUAUAAUUUCUGAGGUAGAAAUUACUUCAUUGCGUUAGUACCUUCCUGGGACACUCUGAGGUGUUGGAUUAAUGGAUACUAAUAGCCUCUAGGUCUAGGAUUAACUGUUCUAGGCUUUUCCCUCUCAGUGACAAUAAGGCAGCUCUGAGUAGUUGACAAGGUAAAUGCAGAAGAUUCAGUGUCUCAUCACCAUGGGCUGAGUGCAGAGCAGUACCAUAGCCCAAGGUUGGAUUCACCCAAGUGUGUAUGCACACACUGACAGAGAUCUCUGUAGGGUGUUGCAUCCUGAUCAUUCACACAAUCCAUUUUGUCCUGCAUCACUAAAUCUACUAAGCAUAGGAAUAGUAACCUUUUCAUACAGCAUUGUUAAGCCUUUUUUUGACGCCCCCUAUAUUUCUAAAUUGAAUUAAAUGGCUUGAUUCAAAUCUAACCUAGAAAGACAUCUCAUUUACUGACAGCAGAUGCCAGAGUGGAAAUUCAGUUGCAUUUUGUUUUCUACACUUAGACUUCAGAUGCAUUUAUAAGGAAAGUACUGCACUUUUUUUUAACCUUUUCAAACCUUUGAAUCUGUUAAUUUCACAGCAAUUUGUAAAUGUUAACUAAGUGAAACCUUGCCAAGCACUACAGCAGUAAGUUAUCAUUAAUUAUUGAAACAUGAUAACUGCUUUAGAGCUUAUGGUUCUGGCAGCAAAAUUUAAUGCUGUUUCUUUUAAUAAUAGUUAAGCCAUAUCAUCUAAGGUUUCUGGCUUGUUUGAGAUGUGAAUUUGUUUUAUAGAUUAUAAAUAUACCUAUAUAGUGUAUGUACAAAGCAAAAUGCCUGUCCUUACUGAUUAUUUUUUGUACCAUACUGUAAAUUAUAUUAUUUAUUCUUUACCAAUUUUGGAAAAAGGUGUUUUGGUUAUUUAAUAUAAUAUACAAAAGCUGUUAAACUUCUUCUGUUUAAAUUUCCAAUUCAACUUGUAAAGCUGUUUUUAUUAUUGUGCAUAAAUACAUACUAAUACUUGGUCUAA
Molecule: messenger RNA, 8302 nt
Organism: Parus major (Great Tit)
Lineage: Eukaryota; Metazoa; Chordata; Aves; Passeriformes; Paridae
Gene: CRAMP1
Product: cramped chromatin regulator homolog 1
Exons: 21
Coding region: 322-4275 (1317 amino acids)
Biological process (GO): pattern specification process
Cellular component (GO): nucleus
Molecular function (GO): chromatin binding
Source: RefSeq, a predicted model, not a curated record